AAGAUGGCGGCGUCCGAGCGACAAAGUUGGUCCGAGUCGAGGGAUGCUGGUGUGGUGCAGGAGGGAAAUAGGGAAGCGUCCCAGGACAUCAAGAUGGCACUUUAUAAACAUGGUCAGCUAAUUCCUUCUCUAGGAGAUGCAAAGUUCAGAAGCCCGAUAAUCUCUGAAAUUAUAGAAAAGAAGUUUGAACACUAUAGAGACGACGAGCAUCAGACUGUUCCGCUGCCACCAAAGGGAAGAGUUAUGCUCCAUUGGUUACUCCUUUGUCAAACUGGGAUGAAAGCAAUGGCCAUUCCUCUGGUCUUUCAGAUAUUAAUGGGAGUGUUUAGUGGCUUACAUCACUACCAUGUAUAUGAAAAAACACAUGCAAGACCAGUAACUGAUGAUUAACCAAAGAAUCCGUGGAGGCCAGUUCAGUGGAAUGAACUUCUUUAUAAUAUGGACUUUGCCACUGGUCUAAGAGGGAAAAGUAACUUUUGCCUGGUAUAUAUCAGACACUCAGUAAUUAUGAAUGUUAUAAAUGUUAAUCAAACACAAGUUUCUUCUUUCUAUCUUCCUUGUAUAAAGGAAUGAGUUUGGAGCCUCAGAUCUGACCUGUGCAGAUACAGUGAGUAUCUGGUAUGUGUCACACACUAUGUGUAAUAAGAAAUGAUCCCUAAAGACAGACUUCUUACAAGAGGAGUAAGAAAUAUGAACACAUAUUAUAAGAUGGCAUGAGAGAUACACACAUGCUCUGAGGGAACUGAGUUAAUUGUAACUGUUAAAUAUUGAGGCAGAUGAUGUUUUAAGGGAAAGGAACAUGAGCUAAGUGUUAAAGGAGGAAUGGGAAGGUCAUAAGAAAGGAAAAUAUAGAAGGUGAGAGCAAGCCUGAGAUGCACCCCAGUUCAGCACCACAGGGCCCAGGUAGGCAGACCACACCCAACAUGUCCCCUGCCUUGGCAGGGUAUAGCACUCCUGAGAUAACCCCAAAGGCCCCAGGUGUCACUAAGAUGAGCAAGUAAGUGGUGGAGAGAUGGAAGAGAAAGAGAAGCAGAAGGAUGCAUGCACAGUGAAGAGAAGCAGAACAGGAGACUUGACUGUAGUGAGGAACAGCCUGAUAUGAGUAGCCAGUGAUGCCAUCUAAGGCUAUGGUGAGGUCCUGGCCCAUGCUGCUACCAAGGGCCAUGUCUGGGCCCAAGGCUCAGCAGGAACAGAGGGUCUGUUGCCACCAAAGAGUAGUGGACUUCUCUGGUCCAGGAUGCUGCCUAGGGCAAUGUGGAUGUCUGAGGGCUGUGCAGGCUCCACCCCUCACCUCGGCAUCCUGGAAGAGCUGGCCUACAAGGCAUGGGAGCAGGAAUGUUGGCCCACACUUACCAGCUGCAGCACUUAGGAGAAUGGGUCCUGCAUUUAGCCCAGAAAGCAAGGUUAUGCUUGCUCAUCUACCCCAUCUCUGAACUGCUGGAAUGCAUGGAGAAGGCUGGUCCAAAGCUGCAGGAUCUCCAUAACAGGGCAACAACAGAAUAUCUGAGAGGACUCCUGAUGAGGAUCCAGUAUGGACUGUGUAGCAGAAUCCAAAGACCUCACACCAGACCAGUGACUCACUGCAAUGAACAUUUGCAAGUAAAGAAGUGUAGACAGGCUGGCAAGAUGGCUCA
This is a messenger RNA of Mus pahari (shrew mouse), 1634 nucleotides long. It is a transcript of the gene Tmem126b, whose product is annotated as transmembrane protein 126B. Gene Ontology annotation, biological process: mitochondrial respiratory chain complex I assembly. The coding region runs from base 4 to 390 and encodes 128 amino acids. The transcript is spliced from 3 exons. Gene Ontology annotation, cellular component: mitochondrion. Lineage: Eukaryota; Metazoa; Chordata; Mammalia; Rodentia; Muridae. The record is from RefSeq and is a predicted model, not a curated record.